Brassica rapa (field mustard) is the source of this 3447-nucleotide messenger RNA. Its product is annotated as putative glycine-rich cell wall structural protein 1. The record is from RefSeq and is a predicted model, not a curated record. NCBI's taxonomy places the organism in Eukaryota, Viridiplantae, Streptophyta, Magnoliopsida, Brassicales, Brassicaceae.
AGAAAGACUUUAUUCUAACUUUAGACUAUAUGUAUAUAGCCGUCUGCCGAUACAGAGCAUUUUGAUCGAUGUUUAAUUGUAAACUUGACUUUAUCACUAAAGGAGAAUUUUUUAUAGCUAUUUUGUAUAACUAUUUUUUUUUCUUGUGUAUAUGUUUUAGGCCAAUAAACAUGAUAUCAUGAUUAGAUAAUUUUAUAAUCAGAAACAGUUAAAGGCCGGAAUGGAAAUUUAUUCAUAAUUUAUACAAAGAACGAAGACAUAAUUCGUUCAACCAGAAAUUAUAUAUUUAGAAAUACAAAAGAAAAAAAGUUUUGCUGAUGAUGAUCGUAGCCACAUCUUUUGAAAACGACCCUUUUAAUUAUCCAUUAUUUCAUUUGAUUGAAAAUUAUAUAAAUUUCUUGUAGAGACUCUCUUUUUAUUCGUCAAUCCUAAUAUACUUUCUAUUUGUUAUAUAUUUAUUGAACAUGAUACCAACUCAUUCAGAAAAUUAAUGAGCAUAUAUAUAAAAUUAAUUUUUAAUGUUGUGAGUAUAUAUAUACACCUAAAAUAUUGGAAAAGCAUACACGUAUUACCACGAAGUUGUAGAGGUCGCUACCGUUUAAUAUUUGGAAACUUAUAGUUUCAGCCUUCAGGAUUAGUUUAGCACCAGUUGGCAACCUUACGUAAAUAAUUCUAGCUAUGCCACGGUCGGAUGUUGUGGGCCGUGAAUGCAGUAAAAGAGAUAGAGGUUACUGUUGUAAUUUUUUUUUUAAUCUAAACAUGAUAAAAUACAUAGGGAUCCGAGUAACUGGACACUGAUCUUAAGUAUUUUCACUAAAACAAUAUGUUAAAAGAAUAAAGUUUGCCAUCGAACACAUAGACAUUGAUGUAAAGAAACAAAACAUUUCAGAAGAAUCUUGGAAGUAUUAAGUACAACUCUUUAGGAAUGCCCUUUGAGUUACGUUUUCAGUUUAUGAUAAGCCUUCAAAUUCAUUUGAACUCUUACAUUGUUAGUCAAGAAUCUAUUUCACUAGAAUAAUAAUUAAAAGAAUAAAUUCACUUAGAAUGAACGUACGGGGAUCUUGUAUUAAUCUUUUUAUGAAUCUUAAUUCUUGCUCUGUUUACUUCUAUAUCUAGUGACUAAUCACGACAUGUUAUAAGAACUUGGACAUUUCAAUGAAAAUUUAAUUAUUGAUUUGAAAAAUAUUGGGUUCAAACUGAUUUUCAGGAAAUAUUAGAAUGUUCAAUAAACUAAUUUUACAACUUUUUAUUAAAUUUUCUUGUAGAAAUACAAGCAAAGUUUUUUGUUUUCUAAAAACUCAUAGGGGUCAGUUCAGUUGACCCCUUCCCUUCAAUGUAUCACCGCCGCUGACAAUCAAUAUCAAGCUCGGUUUAGGGAAUACCAGCACUACUAUUGAUGGUAAAACUACGUGAGCUGCUCGAAGUUUCCAACCCACGGAUUGGAUAGUCAAGACACAACACGUUUUCGUCUUACCAAACAAAUUAAUAUUCCGACAACACUGACGUAUUUAUAAUAACUGAAAAGAAAUGGUAAACCUUUGAAAAAAAGAAGCAAAAAUUGAAUAUGAUAUUCAAAUCAAUUGCGUAUGCAACUCAGAGAGACCCUUGGUUAUCGGAACAAGUAAUUCGUUAAGACUUUCAAUUUUUUUUUUUUUUUUUUUGAGAAAGAUAAGACUUUCAAAAUUGGCAUAUGAUUUUCAAAUACUUUUUUUGUCUCGUCGUAUCCAUUUAAUUUAACGAUUCGAUUUGUACGCCUUAAAAAAAAAACAGAAAACUCGAUUCAGCACAUAUAUGACACUAGACCACUUGCUAAGGAGAUUAUAACUAGAAAAAGGCAAACUAUAUUUAAUUAAAAUUUGUAGUACUGGUACUCAUUUCUUGUUUCUAAAAGAACUGAGAAUGAUUCUCAAGUUAUCAUCACAAUGAUGAAAUAAAUGAAGAUUUGACGUUGAACGGAUGAAACACGUAUAAAUAGAGGUCUACACGGAUCAUAUGAAACACAAUCCCAUUUUGUUCUCUGAACUGAUAAUAACAUAUUAACAUACAAGAUUACUAUUGUGGAAGAUGUACAAACUAAUACCUCACGUGUUAUUAUUGUUACUAGUCACUCAUGCGUACACCUAUGUCUCAGCCGUCCAUCUCCAACCCGAUUCCAUGACAGGAACUGAGGUAGAUUUCCCCGGUUGGCGGCGAGAGCUUCGAGGCGGAGGUGGCGGAGGAAGCAGUGGUGGUGGAAGUGGUGGUGGUGGAGGAGGUCGUGGUGGUGGUGGUGGAAGUAGUGGCGGUGGAGGAGGUCGUGGUGGUGGUGGAGGUGGUAGCAGUGGUCGAGGGGGUGGUAGUGGUGGCGCUGGGAAUCGUCGAGGCGGUAGCAGCGGUCGAGGAGGAGGUAGUGGUGGUUCUGGUGAUGGAGGAUCUUCUGAGAGCGGUAGCGGUGGGGGCGGCAGUGGGGGAAAUGGUAAUGGCGGUGGUAGCAGCGGUGGCGGUCACAUUACAAGAAGCGGCGGUGACUGCCUCAAACACUGGGGCUUGACGGGUACUCUAUUAUCUAUCGUCUUCGUAAGCUGUUUGAUCUUUAUAAAUUAAAACAGAAAUUACAUGUAAUUAAAAAUAGACUUUGAUAACAAUGUCUUUGGUGCUAAAGUUUGCUUUAUUGUACAGUUGUAAUGUAUUGUGUUUUGACUAUUAUUUUGCACAUAUGUAUUUUAAAAAUGUUCUAAUAUUAAAGCAAGGGCAUUGCAUGAACAAUUAUCUCCUCUCAUAGUACAAAAUGUUACUAUUUAAAUCGGUAGUUGUAAUAUUUGAUUCCAGCUACUAGAUACAGAAAAGAUCAUAAACAGAACAUGCCCUCCAUUGACAUGGAAUAUAAACUCUUUCAAGCUUCUUAUAGUCCAGGCAGAUCCUUCUGUGCUAGAUGUUUCGUUGCCGUCGAGACUCAAAGAACAGUUAGUGUUGUCACGCGAAUCUCCAACCUCAUUUUAAUCUCAAUCACAGGCUCGCGCUCUCCAAUCUCUACAGAAUUGAGAUUAUAAUAAUCGAGAAGAAAUGGUAAACGUUUGAAAACGACGCAAGAAUUGAACAUAAUUUUAAAAAUCAAUUUCGUUGAAAUUCAAUGAGAUACUUGGUCGUUCGCUGCUACUAUAAUACGACAUUUUCAAAUUCGACCACUUAUACGAGUUCUAAAUUCGGAAAACUAGAUUCACCACAUGUUUGUGUAAUAAUAAAACUAAAUAUAUUUAUACAAAGUUGAGCAGUUCUUCUUCUUAGGGAGAGUGGUCAUCGUACAGAGAGUCGAUGACGGUGGUAAAAACCGGUGAAAUAGUAGAUCUAACCGAAGGAAAGACUGUGAGAAAGAGAGGUUAACAUCAUCACCCGACUAGUCUACAGAAGCAUAGAGGUCUUGGCCGGAGAUUAACAAUACAAUUUUGAUUGGUUUUGGGUUUUAGAGUU